Messenger RNA from Haemonchus placei, 3885 nucleotides. The record is from the annotation of a GenBank genome assembly. NCBI's taxonomy places the organism in Eukaryota, Metazoa, Nematoda, Chromadorea, Rhabditida, Trichostrongylidae.
AUGACUGCUGACAACCAGAUGACCGAAGUGAAGUCGGCCGAGCCGAGCUCGUCCAGCACUUCUCAAUCAGCCACUCGAAAGAAACGAGGUUAUAAGCGACCCAAUAAAUCGAAGGAACCCAAGUCUACCCCUACGAGUGCUCCCACGCCACCAUCCGACUCGAAAGAGACGAUAGCGAUUUCUGUCAACAAAGAAAACUCUAUAUCGCUGAAGAAAAAGCGGCACAGUAAAAAGAAGAGCGAUGAGAAGCUUAAGGAAGUCAACCCGGUUCGUACCGGUAAAGUGCCAGUCAAUGAGGUGAUGGGCCGAGGCUAUGGCCAGGCUGGUGGCACAUUGAAGUCGCAGUCCAACGCCUCCAUUGGGCGGACAAUACUGCAACGUCUGGUUGGCAACAAUGUGGAUCCGGAAGCGAUAUUUAGUGCUGCUCUACGUCAAAUGCCACAAGUGCCAGGAUUUCCAUCAAUAACUCAUCGUCCUGACUCAGGACCUCACUCAACCGUGUUUCGUCCGGAGCUGUUCAAGACCACAAUGGAGGCAUACGCAUCAGCAACGACGCAGUGCGGCUCGGACAUUUUCAGUGGAUUCCGUCAUGAUGGUCCAUACUGUCGCGAUAGUCGACAUUGUGGACGUGGAGCUGCGCUGUCUCCAGACUUUCUGUUGCCAUGGGUGAACUUCUCACCAAUGUUCCCAUUGGAUCGAAACAUGACUUCAUCUGGCCGUCCACCACAGCCGCCACCGCCAACUUCACAAUCCCAUCACUCCACUCAUUCGAAUCCUUACAGUCAUCCAUUGCUAUACAAGAGCAGCACACAAGGUGUAGGCCACCAUGGUGCUACGUCUUCAUCACGGCGGACCGUCUCUCUCAGCUCGUCUAGUUAUAGGCCUCCGAGCACUUAUCCGACAAGCAGAUCCAAGUACAGUCGAAGAACUUUUUCUUUGUUUGCAACUGUCAACGCUUCAUUUUCUAGCACUAGUAUGUCACUGUAUCAAAGCUCGAGUCAGACAGUUGGGGUGGCGAGUAAUCAAAAAACACGCAAACCCUACUUCAUGCCGUAUAUGAGCCUUGAAGCAGUAACAAGAGGAUUGGCUAAUGGCGACUUAGUGAAGUAUUACGUGGUCCUAAGGCAAUUUACAGCGGCAAUCGCAAAGUUACAUAUUCUAAAAUUCAUUUGCUACAAAACAGGUUCGCUUUGUGUGAAUCAGCGUAAUUAUGAAGAAUCUUAUGUGGACAAUCCCGAUGGCGAUGACCAGCUGGACCUUCUCAUUCUUGGCGUCCAUGAUCGAAAUAGAGCAUUGCAUGGUGAUGUGGUUAUUGUGCGCGUUAAAGAACGCAUGAACUGGGUGGUAAGUCAAGCUCGAUGUGUGCAAAAAAAAAUGAAAAUUUUCGCUAUAUUUGUUAAGAUCCGUGAGAAUUUGUACCAAGCAUGGCGCGCUGGCCAUUUAAAUGUCUCUCGCGAAGACAAUGGGCAGCCGAUCACAAUUCCGCCUGUAGCGGCUCCUAAGUCGGACGAUCUCGUUGAAGUCUCAAUCGGAGGACUGGCUGAUCCACAUAUCAGAAAGGCGAGCCUGAAUCUCAAAAUUCCUGCAAAUAAAGAGCGUAAGUAUAGUCGACAGGCAAUGGUCAUCAUUGGAGCUCAGCUCGAAAUAGCUCGACGGGAGUCUCUAUCCUCCCAACUUGCAGCCACUCUGCCUAUCGUUCAUCCUAGCCUACCUCCUCCAGAUGUCCAGAAAACUAUUGAUUCACUAUCGAUUGGUCGCAUGGGUGACUUUGGUGCUUCAACAAGCGCACAGUUGGCAAGAAAGCUCCCCGGAGUAGCGAAGCGAACUCAGAUUGUCUCAAGUGGGAAGAGAGCUGCAUACCGAACUCUAUCGGAAAUGCCCGAUGAAGAUUGGGGUGUACCAGAUGUGUGUCUUCAGAAGACUGCAGAGGUGAUGUAUAUAAUGGAGAUGAAGAAUUGUCGCGCAGCAAUGGGUCAGCUGAAGGUGAUGACAGACGGAAAUCGCAAUUGGGCACUUUUCUCGCCCACUGACUCCCGCAUGCCGCGCAUGAUGAUACCGGCUGAUCAGUUGCCUUCUGGAUUUUUCGAGAGGCCACAAGAUUUUGCUAAAUUCAUGUUCGUCGCAAGAAUGGUGGAAUGGCAAGCAACUGCUCAGUUUGCGCGAGGGAAAUUAGAACGUACGCUUGGUGUAGCUGGAGAUGUAGAGGCUGAAACCGAAGGUCUGCUGUUCUCCAAUAAUGUCGACACACGUGAAUUUUCCAUGUCCGUGAUGCAUUGCCUUCCGAUUUUUGAGACGAAGCAGUGGACCAUAGAUGAGAAGGAAUUUAAAUAUCGCCGUGAUCUUCGUGAUAGCAUUAUAUUCACCAUUAGCGCAAGAGAUUCACACGAAUUAGAUGAUGCUCUGUCUAUCGAAGAAUUAAGCGAUUGUGACGGUAAUGGAACUCCUGGAUUUGAGGUUGGUGUUCACAUUGCGGAUGUAUCACACUUCGUAUUUGAGAACACUGAAUUGGAUGCAUGGGCUGCAAAUAGGGCUUGUACUGUGAAUCUUGUUCAUAAGUCAAUUCCGAUGUUGCCGAGAGUGCUCACUGAAGAUAUGUGCAGUCUGAUUCCUGGCAAAGAUCGUCUUGCUCUAUCAGUGAUGUGGAAAAUGGAUAAGACUGGAACCAUUGUCGAAGAAUGGUUUGGCAGGACAAUCAUCCGUUCGCGGGUCCAUCUUGGUUAUGAACAUGUACAGAACUUCAUCGAAAGUCCAGAAAAGUCAUUUGAGGACGACGAGUAUCCGAAAGUUGGAGAUGGAGCCUCUCUAACAGAAAUAAGGAGGAAGGUAAUGCAAUUGCACAUGCUCGCUCGUCGUUUACGGUCAACUAGAGUGAAAAAUGGUGCACUGCGUAUCGAGCAGCCAAAAUUGGUCUUUUCGCUGAAUCCUGAAACGAAGCUGCCUUAUGCGGUCAAAGCCGAAGAGCCACAAGAUUCGCACAAAUUAGUGAAGGAGUUUAUGCUGUUGGCAAACAUUGCUGUGGCAACGAAAAUAGAGGCUCACUUUCCGAAGACUGCAUUCCUGCGACGCCAUUCCCCACCAAAGCAAAAGGUGCUGCGCGAAGUGCUUGAAGUAUGCGAGAAAAUUGGCUUCCCAUUGGAUGCGGCAUCUUCAGCUCGACUUGCCUCAUCAUUAAGCAAAUUUCAAGGAGGAAAUUCGCUGUUGCAGUCCAUAAAUCAGGUGUUAUCAAUGUUGUUGGCGAAACCAAUGCAGAUGGGCUAUUACCUCUGUGCAGGUUCGGCGAAAAAGAAAGACGAGUAUCAUCAUUACGCAUUGAAUGUACCGCUGUAUACGCACUUCACCUCGCCAAUGCGGCGUUAUGCAGACAUAAUUGUACAUCGUCAGCUGGCUGCCGCUCUUGGUUACUGCCCACCAACCGAAAAGACUGUUGCUGAUUUGGAGAGGCUUGCCCAACAUUGUAACGAUAAAAAACUAGCGGCUAAGGCGGUAAGCGAUUCGAGUGAUGACACGUUCUUUGGCUUAAUUGUGAAGCAAAAUGGGCCCAUCGAAGCUCGUGGCGUUGUGAUCAGCGUGAUGGAUGCUUCGUUUGACGUGUUGGUCUUAAAAUAUGGUGUAGUAAAAAGAGUCUAUGUGAAUCGCCUGGACAUGGCGAGAGAUCCUAUUUUCAUCGACGGCCCACCUGCUCAGUUGACUUUGUUCUGGAAUCCGCCCCUAGCUGGAGGACAAGAGCGCAACAACGCGGUGAUCGAGCAGACGAUUCAAAUGUGCACGGUGGUGGACGUGAUACUAACAGCGUUACCUGAACCGACCAAGUAUCAAGCUCUGAUUAGAAUGCGUCGACAGUCCGAAACGCACACUCUGCUUGAGCUCAUGGAAGGCACGGCCUGA